AUGUACAAAGUAAACAUACUUGAUGUAUGGAGUAAACAUACUCAAUGUAAGAAAGAAACAUACUCAAUGUAUGGAGUAAACAUACUCAAUGUAAGAAAGAAACAUACUCAAUGUAAGAAUCCUAAAAAGAAUAAAAAGAGUAAAUUAUUAUCGAUAGAAUGUUAUUUUAGUUUUAGUAAGGUUAUAAAUGAAAGAUUGUCAAAUAGAUUGCACGAUCUGAUAAACUUUGUGCCAGAGGAUAGAUUAUUAGUUGAAUCUGAUUUCCAUUCACCAGUAGGUUUAGAUUAUUUAAUGCAAGACAUUAUUCAACUAAUUAGCAAAGUAAAAGAUUGGUCAUGUGAUUUUACAAUUAAUAAAUUAAAAGAUAAUUUUCUAAAUUUUAUUAAUAACUAUAACAAUAAAGAUAAAGAAUACGUUAAUCUAUUAAAAGUUUUACAAAAUAUAGCGAAAGAAAAGUUGACAUUUGUAUCAUUUGAGGAAGAGAUACUGGAAGCCAAUCUCACAAAAGCUUUAGGCACUUUUAUGGGUAUUUCAUCACCAUUUGAAAAUGUUGCAUUGACAGUGUUUGGUGUUAUUUCACUUUCAGAUUCAGUGAAUGGGAAGACAGAGCUUUCUGAUCUUUCUCUUAGGUUUAACUUGGAAAAUAAUUUUAAGACUUUGUGA
Entrophospora sp. SA101 is the source of this 663-nucleotide messenger RNA. The record is from the annotation of a GenBank genome assembly. Lineage: Eukaryota; Fungi; Glomeromycota; Glomeromycetes; Entrophosporales; Entrophosporaceae.